Messenger RNA from Eptesicus fuscus (big brown bat), 4791 nucleotides. Its product is annotated as protocadherin gamma-C3. Gene Ontology annotation, cellular component: plasma membrane. Gene Ontology annotation, molecular function: calcium ion binding. Gene Ontology annotation, biological process: homophilic cell-cell adhesion. Lineage: Eukaryota; Metazoa; Chordata; Mammalia; Chiroptera; Vespertilionidae. The coding region runs from base 159 to 2957 and encodes 932 amino acids. The record is from RefSeq and is a predicted model, not a curated record. The transcript has 4 exons.
UCCUACAAACUGGCUCCGGGGCUGCAGCGACACUCACCCUAGAAUUUAAGGUGCUCAGCCUACAGAGACUCCUUGCAGCCAGAGAAAGAGAAAGGGACCGGUCAAAACACGCAACGUGUCCAGUGAGGACAUUGCCAGAAUUCCGUGACCAAACAACAAUGGCCGCUCAAAGGAAUAGCUCCGGCCGCAGCGCGCUGGUUCUGCUCUUCCUUUUCCUCGGUGCGCGGUGGGAGUCAGAUGCCCGGCAGAUCCGCUACUCGGUGCCUGAGGAGCUGGACAGAGGCUCCUUCGUGGGCAACAUCUCCAAGGAUCUGGGACUGGAGCCCCGGGAUCUGGCGGAGCGCGGAGUCCGCAUCGUCUCCAGAGGUAGGACGCAGCUUUUUGCUCUGAAUCCGCGGAGUGGCAGCUUGGUGACGGCGGGCAGGCUAGACCGGGAGGAGCUCUGCGCUCAGAGCGCGCGGUGUCUGGUGAGUUUUAACAUUCUGGUGGAAGAUAGGGUGAGACUUUUCGGGAUUGAAAUAGAAGUAACUGAUAUCAACGAUAAUGCCCCCAAAUUCCAAGCGGAAAAUCUAGACGUAAAAAUCAAUGAAAAUGUCGCCCCAGGGAUGCGUUUUCCUCUCCCGGAAGCUGUUGAUCCGGAUGUGGGCGUGAACUCCCUACAGAGCUACCAGCUCAGCCCUAGUAGGCACUUCUCUCUGGCAGUUCAGAGCCGUGCCAAUGGUGUCAAGUACCCGGAGCUGGUGCUGGAGCGCGCCCUGGAUCGGGAGGAAGAGGCACAGCACCAUCUGGUCCUCACUGCCUCCGAUGGGGGUGACCCUCUCCGAUCUGGCACUGUCCUCAUCAGUGUCACUGUCUUCGAUACAAAUGACAACGCUCCUGUCUUCACUUUGCCUGAAUACCGAGUGAGUGUUCCCGAGAACUUGCCUGUGGGCUCACAGCUGCUGACAGUCACUGCUACCGACAGGGAUGAAGGAGCCAAUGGAGAAGUGACAUAUUCAUUCCGAAAAUUACCCGAUACACAAUUACAGAAAUUCCAACUAAACAAAAAUACUGGAGAAAUAAAAAUAUCAGAAAAUCUAGAUUAUGAAGAAACAGGCUUCUAUGAAAUAGAAAUACAAGCAGAAGAUGGCGGAGCAUAUCUUGCAACUGCAAAAGUGUUGAUUACAGUAGAAGAUGUAAAUGACAACAGUCCAGAGGUGACUAUCACAUCUCUGUUUAGUCCCCUGAAGGAAGAUUCACCUCUGGGGACUGUUAUAGCUCUGUUAAACGUGCACGAUCUAGACUCUGGGCAGAAUGGACAGGUCACCUGUUCCAUAGCAGGAAAUCUACCGUUUAAGUUAGAAAAGUCCAUUGAUAGUUACUAUAGAUUGGUGACACAUGGAGCUCUUGACAGGGAGCAGGUAUCCUCUUACAAUAUUACUGUAACAGCCACAGAUGGGGGAAGUCCACCCCUGUCGAUGGAAACUCACUUCACCCUGCAAGUGGCAGACAUCAAUGACAAUCCACCCACCUUCUCUCACAUAUCCUACGUUACCUAUAUCCCAGAGAACAACCCAAGAGGUGCCUCCAUCUUUUCAGUGACUGCACUAGACCCCGACAGCAAAGAGAAUGCUCAGAUUAUUUACUCUCUAACUGAAGACACUAUCCAGGGGGCACCUCUAUCUUCCUAUAUCUCCAUCAACUCUGACACAGGAGUCCUGUAUGCACUUCGCUCCUUCGACUAUGAGCAGUUUCGUGACCUACAGAUGCAGGUAACUGCCACAGAUAGUGGUAGCCCACCACUCAGCAGCAAUGUGUCACUAAGCCUAUUUGUGCUGGACCAGAAUGACAAUGCUCCAGAGAUCCUGUACCCAUCUCUUCCCACUGAUGGUUCCACUGGUGUGGAAUUGGCACCCCGCUCUGCAGAGCCUGGUUAUCUGGUGACUAAGGUGGUGGCAGUGGACAGAGACUCAGGCCAGAAUGCCUGGCUGUCCUACCGCCUGCUCAAGGCCAGCGAGCCAGGACUCUUCACGGUGGGACUGCACACCGGAGAGGUGCGCACUGCGCGGGCCCUGCUGGAUAGAGACGCCCUCAAGCAGAGCCUAGUGGUGGCAGUUCAGGACCAUGGCCAGCCCCCUCUCUCUGCCACUGUCACGCUCACAGUGGCUGUGGCUGACAGCAUCCCAGAUGUCCUGGCUGACCUGGAAAGUCUUGAGCCUUCCAACAACCCUGACCACUCCAGCCUCACGCUGUACCUGGUGGUGGCAGUGGCUGCUGUCUCCUGUGUCUUCCUUGCCUUUGUCAUCAUGUUGCUGGCACUCAGACUACGCCGCUGGCACACAUCUCGUCUACUCCAGGCUUCAGGAGGCGGGUUGGAGGGCGUGCCAGCCUCGCAAUUUGUGGGUGUGGAUGGGGUGCGGGCUUUCCUGCAGACCUAUUCCCAUGAGGUCUGCCUCACUGCUGACUCUCGGAAGAGUCAUCUGAUCUUUCCCCAGCCCAACUAUGCAGACACACUCAUCAGCCAGGAGAGCUGCGAGAAAAAGGAUCCUUUGUCUUUGUUAGAUGAUUCGAAGUUUCCUAUAGAAGAUACCCCUUUGGUUCCACAAGCCCCACCCAACACGGACUGGCGUUUCUCUCAGGCCCAGAGACCCGGCACCAGCGGCUCCCAAAAUGGCGAUGAAACCGGCACCUGGCCCAACAACCAGUUUGACACAGAGAUGCUGCAAGCCAUGAUCCUGGCCUCCGCCAGCGAAGCCGCCGAUGGGAGCUCCACCCUGGGAGCGGGUGCCGGCACCAUGGGCUUGAGUGCCCGCUAUGGGCCCCAGUUCACCCUGCAGCAUGUGCCCGACUACCGCCAGAAUGUCUACAUCCCCGGCAGCAACGCCACACUGACCAACGCCGCGGGCAAACGGGAUGGCAAGGCCCCGGCAGGUGGCAACGGCAACAAGAAGAAGUCUGGCAAGAAGGAGAAGAAGUAAUGUGGAGGCCGGGCCUGGAGCCACAGGGCCACCUCCCCCCCGCCAGCCCAGCCUCUCCCUACCUGGACCCAGGACUGGGAUUUUCAGGGCUCACCCCCAGGAUCCUGGUGGGGCCCAGGCCAUGCUUCCCUUGGGAAACAGAAACAAGUGCCCAGUCAACACCACCCUUUCUGUCCCCAGGGGAUUGAAUAUGCAAAGGGAGUUCUGCUGGGAACCCCCAUCCAAUCAAUUGCUGUGCCCGAGGGGGUAGUGGGGUUAGUGUAGACAUCAUUUAUCACACCUGCUUUAGUUAUAGCUGAACUCCUCCAUCUUCCAAAUUCAAUCAGGCCCAGCGGUCCCCUGCCUCCCUCCUACCUGUGCCACCCCACCCCACUCCUUCAACAGCUCCUCUUUCUUGAGUAAGGUGGUUGGGGUGUUGAGGUACCUGGUGACCUAAAAAGGCUCAUAAUUCUGAAGAGUCUAAAGGGCAUCGUGACCUCUUGGCCUCUCCUUCAAUUCUCAAACUUCCCCCAAAGCAUGGUUUGGUGCCAGUCCCUUCACCUCCUUCCAGAGCCCGAGUCCAAGCUCAAGUUUUGGGAGACAUGGUCACCAUUCCAUGGUAGUGAUGCUUGCUGGAUUUAGGGAGGGCAUUUUGCUACCAUGCCUCUUCCCAAUGCUCUAGGGACCAGUUUUUUUUGUUUUGUUUUGUUCUUCAUUGUUUGAUGUUCCCACUGCAUGCUGUGACUGCCCCCUCCCCAAACAGGAGACUCCAUUGCAUGUUCCAAGACCGUAUAUGGUGGUAAGAUAAAGAGGGAAGGGUGUGUAUGUGGAUGGGGGAGGGAGGAGUGGAUAAAUCUUGACCCAUUAGUUAACAGGGUCUUGCAGGAGGCUCAGUAUGUUCCCAGGGUACUGACCAGAUCCCCAAAUUCCAGCCAUAAACCAAGCACCAGGCUGAACCCCUCAUUACCACAUACAUACAAAAGGCUCCACCCAAGCAGCCAGCUUUGGGCUGAGCUACCAGCGCCAAUGGAUUUAAACUGGCAUUACAGUCCAAGGAAGGUCUGAGCAGGUUUGGGACCGGGUUCCUUGGAGAGGUCAGAGGGGCUCUGUGGGUGCUGGGUACUCCAGAGGUACCCCUAGUGGGACGAUCAGUGUGUCCCCUCCCUCCCACCCCGGCAGGAAGGGAGGGCCAGCUAGGCCAUUCUUGGUCCCUGGGUUGAGGAGGCAAGGGAUUAGAGUAGGGACCAAGUGGACAGAAAUUCUCAGCCCAGGAUCAGGCUUCUCCACGGGGCCCCUGCAUUCCCCAAGCCUUGGUCCUUCACCUUUUGCCAGGUGCCAUUUCUUCUCUGUGAAGGCCACUGCCCAGGCCCUCAGUCCACCCCCUAGUGGCCAGAGCCUGGUUAUAAAGUCCCCAGUGCCUCCUUGUGCAUAAACCUUCCUCCGCCCACCCACUUCUGCCUCCCCCUCCCCAGUCCCGUUCAUCCAGCGGGGCUGUGCUAGAACCCCACCCUCGUCCUUACAGUAGUGUAGCGACCCCCUGCCUCCCUCUAUGGCUGGUGUAGAAUAGCCGAUAGUGUAGUGCGGUGUGCUUUUCCGUGAUGGCGAGUGGGCAGCGGGCGGCGGGCUCCGCGCAGCCGUCUGUCCUUGAACCUGCCUGCGGUGGCCCGUGCUGUGUUUUGUGCUGUGUCCACGCACUGCGGCGACCCCCUCCCUGGUACUGACUCCUAUAAGCGCUUCUCUUUGCAUAGUCACGUAGCUCCCCACCCCUUUCCUGUGUCUCACGCAAGUUUUAUACUCUAAUAUUUAUAUGGCUUUUUUUUUCUUUGAAAAAAAAUAAUAAAAAGGUUUCUUCUGA